AUGGAACCAGUUGACGCCGAACGCGCGCGACAGCUGUCGCUCUUCCGGCCAUUAGGCUACCAACGGAACUCCUGCGGUUACUGUAAAUCAGAGGAUGGUAGCGCCUCCUACUACGCCAGCUCUGUGGCCGUGCGCCCCGAGCACUAUGGGGAGCUAAUUGAUCGGGGUUGGAGACGAUCCGGCUCGCUAUACUAUAAGCAGAACUUGCAGCGGUCAUGCUGUCCUCACUACACGCUGAGACUCGAGGCUUCUGCUUACCAACCUCGCCGUGACCAGCGCAAGGCAAUCAAUGCCUGGACCAAAUUUGUUCUGGGUCCCGAGUACAUGCGCAAGGCAGCCAGACUGUGUCCCCGCACUCGAGAGGAAAAGCGACACCGAAAGUGCAACUUUGACCUGCUGUCUGCUGUUCACGAAUCGGAAUAUAGCAACGUCAAGCGGCCCAUUGAUCCAGAGACGAAAAGACCCCUGGAGCCGGCGCAUCGUUUCGAGGUCAACAUCGAAGGAGACUCGGUUUCUCAGACGAAGUUUGAGCUUUUUUCCAAGUAUCAGACAAAAGUUCAUCGCGAGGACGUCUCCCGUUGGAAGACCAAGGACUUUGAGCGCUUCCUCUGCGCUGGCAUCAAGCGAUCUCCCGCCAAACCUACAAAGGCUAAUGCAGACGAAAAAAAGCUCGGGUCAUGGCAUCAGUGUUAUCGACUGGAUGGCAAGUUGAUCGCUGUUGCGGUCCUGGAUCUAGUUCCCAAUGGCGUGAGCUCGGUAUACGUCUUCUAUGAUCCUGAAUAUGAGCACUGGCAAUUUGGCAAGCUCAGUGCCAUGCGCGAAAUUGCCUUUUGCAUCGAGAACGACUAUCCUUUCUACUAUAUGGGAUACUAUAUCCACAGUUGCGUAAAGAUGCGCUACAAGGGCGACUUCCGACCACAGUAUAUCCUUGACCCCGAAACAAAUGAAUGGGAUCCCUUGGCUGGCGAACUCACGGAAAAACUCAACAAGCGUUCCUAUGUCUCCCUGUCACGAGACCGAUCCCGAUCCACAAAUGCCGAGGACUCGACUUCGAGUCAGCCAAUCGACAGCGAUAUCAAUGAGGAAGAGCUUUCCCUCUUUGACCUUCACAUGCCUGGUGUCUUGACUAUGGAUGAGGUAGAAGCAUUGGACCUGGAUCAUUGGCACCUCCUCUACCACGGGACCUUUGUGAACAUGAGUGUAACACCACCUUCUCAUCUCUCUCUGAGCCACCUUGCUGACUCCAUACAGGAUCUCGUCGGCUGGGAAGACAUGCCCAUGAACAACCCACAAUCACUGAAGGGAAUCAUUGCCGAGCUGGCCGCAGUCCUAGGCCCAACCCUUGUGAAGGACAGUGCAGUGGUUCUUUUCGACUAA
This is a messenger RNA of Penicillium atrosanguineum, 1377 nucleotides long. RefSeq names its product arginyltransferase. Gene Ontology annotation, cellular component: cytoplasm. The transcript is spliced from 8 exons. Gene Ontology annotation, molecular function: arginyl-tRNA--protein transferase activity. Gene Ontology annotation, biological process: protein arginylation. Lineage: Eukaryota; Fungi; Ascomycota; Eurotiomycetes; Eurotiales; Aspergillaceae. The coding region runs from base 1 to 1377 and encodes 458 amino acids. The record is from RefSeq and is a predicted model, not a curated record.